CUUUGAAUUUCUCACCACAUAUGUUUCUGAUUGUAAUUCGAAACUAAAUUGUUUUUCAUUCAUAAAUUUGAAUGAUUUUUAAAAAUGAUUCACUUAAAAAGGAUAAUAUCUGUAUCAUUGUAUCCGUUGCAAAUAAUACGACAACGAACAGCUUUGACUACUAAUCUAUUGAUAUCGAAUGGUCAUCAUCGAAGACUUCAAUCAACUAAAACCGAAAAUAACAAUGUUGAAGAUGAUAGCAAACCAAUUCAAUAUACAAAAAGUAAAGCUUUCCGUUACAAAGCAUAUGAAAAUUUUAGAGAAAUAGAAAAUGAAGAAUCCACUGUACCACCAUACAAUAAUAUUGCCAUAAAAUUAUCAUUCGCUAUAUUUUUGAUCUAUUUUCUUGCAUUACGUGAACCAAACGAUAUCGAUGAUCUAUUAUCAAGAGACUUGUUUGAAAUUGUUCCUGAAUUAGAGAUACCAAUGCUUGAAGCCGAUAUGAAACGAUUAGAACAACAAGGAAUCAAUGUGGAUGAUUUGAAACAAAAAUUAAAUGAAUUAAAACGUUUAGAAAAGGAAAAAGAAAAGCAAUCAUAGAAAAUUUACGAAGCUAAUUUCAAGUUAUUACAAUUUAUGCCUAAUCAUUAAAGAUAUACUUUGUAUCCAUUGCCAUGUCAAUAAUAAACUUGUUUACUAAUUUAA
This is a messenger RNA of Dermatophagoides farinae (American house dust mite), 684 nucleotides long. RefSeq lists its product as uncharacterized. Lineage: Eukaryota; Metazoa; Arthropoda; Arachnida; Sarcoptiformes; Pyroglyphidae. The record is from RefSeq and is a predicted model, not a curated record.